AUGUCCACCGGAAUGGCCGCGCUAUGUGCCUCGGACGCCUUUUCAUGGCCCUCCAUUCCUGGCGCUCAAGUGACAGCCUUGGAGGCCUCCUAUGUGUCCAAUGUCACCAAGUUCAUCUCAGAGUACUAUUACUACAACCACGGCAACGUACAGGCAAAUGAGGUAAGCUUCUGCAAUGUCACGCUAUCCUAUCAACAUACCGGCAAAAACGACUCGGUGAUGGUUGGAAUUUACCUACCCAGCGAAGAUUGGAAUGGGCGCAUGCAAGGCAUUGGAGGAAACGGGUAUACCGCAGGCUUGACAUCCGUGAUCUCCGUAGGCAUGAUCGGCGGUGUGGCUGAAGGCUAUAUCACUGUGACCACUAACGGUGGUCACACUGGCACUGGCGGCUUCAAUGAUGAUCCUUCUGAAUGGGCCCUCAACAGCGAUGGAAGCUUGGAUUAUCAAUCUAUCGAGGACCUCGCCACCAUCUCUCUGAACGAUGCUUCUCUAUACGCCAAGUCACUGGCUCAGAGUGUCUACGGCACUCCGCCAAAAUACUCGUAUUGGACUGGUUGCUCUCAAGGUGGUCGUCAGGGUAUGCAGCUCGCACAGAAAUACCCCGACGCUUAUGAUGGCAUUGUCGCCGCUUCCCCCGCGAUCAACUGGUCAGAGAUGUUUGUGAGUGGAGUGUGGGCACAAUUCGUAAUGAACAUGAUGAACGAGUACCCUUACGGGUGCGAGAUCGAUGGUGUUGUCGCGGCCGCCAUCUCUGCCUGCGAUACUGCUGAUGGAGUUGUUGAUGGUAUUGUCUCUGACCCUACUGCAUGCGAUUUCGAUCCUUUCUCUGCAGUCGGCACUCAGAUCAAUUGCACCGAUACCAAUUCCACGCGAACCAUCUCGAACGCGACAGCCCAGAUUGUCAAUGCAACCUGGACAGGACCACGCGGUUCAGAUGGCCAAUUCUUAUGGUAUGGAUACGAAAAAGGUGCAACUUUGACAGGCGGUACUACGGUAGUCAACACAGAGUGCUCGAACUCAACCUGUAUCGGAGCACCUCUCUCAAUGCUUCUCGACUGGUUGCAAGUAUUUGUUGAGCAGGAUUUGGACUUUACAGUUGCAAACAUUACUUCUCAUGAGCAAUUUGACUUUUUGUUCGAGAAAAGCCUUCAGAAAUGGGGCUCGUAUCUCGGAACCAACAACCCAGAUCUGUCUGAGUUCCGGGAUGCUGGAGGUAAAAUGCUGUCCUAUCAUGGCUUGAUGGAUGAAGUCAUCCCUACCCAGGGAAGCAUUGACUAUUAUGAGAAAGUGCUCUCUCGAGACGCCAAUGCCGCCGAAUACUAUCGAUUCUUCGAGGCGCCUAUGAUGGGUCAUUGCUAUGGUGCAUCUGGCGGUUAUCCUUCUACUAUUUUCGACAGCAUGGUGGCUUGGGUAGAGAACGGUACUGUUCCUGAGACCCUCCCUGUCAGCUAUACCCCCAAGGAUGGCAAGACGUAUGACCGUAUGCUCUGCCCUUACCCACAAACCGUCAAGUACAAAGGUACUGGAGACCACACACUUGUCGAGAGCUUCUAUUGCGCUGAGUAA
Messenger RNA from Penicillium brevicompactum, 1566 nucleotides. Its product is annotated as Tannase/feruloyl esterase. The record is from RefSeq and is a predicted model, not a curated record. Lineage: Eukaryota; Fungi; Ascomycota; Eurotiomycetes; Eurotiales; Aspergillaceae. The transcript has 2 exons. Bases 1 to 1566 code for a protein of 521 amino acids.